Molecule: messenger RNA, 2096 nt
Organism: Acanthopagrus latus (yellowfin seabream)
Lineage: Eukaryota; Metazoa; Chordata; Actinopteri; Spariformes; Sparidae
Product: RNA-binding protein with multiple splicing 2
Exons: 8
Coding region: 172-1008 (278 amino acids)
Biological process (GO): negative regulation of smooth muscle cell differentiation
Molecular function (GO): protein homodimerization activity; mRNA binding
Source: RefSeq, a predicted model, not a curated record
GCACACUGAGCUGCAGUGGGAGGUUGAUGUGAGCGCAGAGGCUUUCUGUUUUUACGCGCACUUCUUUUCCCCCCAAUCUUUCACCCUCACACACGGAGCACAUCCACCUCUCACCUUUAGUUUAGCGGCGUGUCUGUGUUUCUUUCCUUUUCCUUUUCCUCCCUUUUAUGAAUGAUUCUCUCUCGCAGCAGCCAAACGAAGAUAUCCUCGGAUACCUCGCCGCCCUCGCCCGCCGCGCCACGACCUCACCGCCUCGGCACAUCUUCUCCUCUCAAGUUCAAGAAGCGCAACCAGGACUUUCACUGCAGCUUCAGACGCACUUGGGGGAAAUAUCACUCCACGAAGAAAGACUUGAUCCUGUGUGCAGCCGCUGCCGCCGAGGCCACCGUCGACAUGAGUCUGAAAACUGACGCAGAGCCGAACAACAAUGUUUCCAUCGAGGAGGAGGUACGAACACUGUUUGUCAGUGGACUUCCAGUUGAUAUCAAACCGCGGGAACUUUACCUCCUCUUCAGACCCUUUAAGGGUUAUGAAGGGUCACUGAUUAAGUUAACAUCAAAACAGCCUGUCGGGUUUGUAACCUUUGACAGUCGGUCCGGUGCUGAAGCUGCCAAAAAUGCACUAAAUGGUAUCCGUUUUGACCCCGAAAGUCCCCAGACCCUGCGCUUAGAGUUUGCUAAAGCCAACACGAAGAUGGCAAAGAGUAAGCUGAUGGCCACACCGAACCCCACAAAUAUCCACCCUGCUCUAGGAGCACACUUCAUUGCACGGGACCCAUAUGAUCUGACAGGGGCAGCACUGAUCCCAGCAUCUCCAGAUGCCUGGACCCCUUACCCCCUGUAUACCACGGAGCUGACCCCAGGCCUCCCUCACGCAGCCUUCACUUACCCUGCGGCCGCUGCCGCUGCUGCAGCCCUCCACGCCCAGGUGAGGGACCAACCGAUGCGCUGGUACCCUACUCCCUCUGAGACUUCCCAGCCUGGAUGGAAGUCCCGGCAGUUUUGUUAGAUAUAUAGCCUCUGGAAACCACACCUUUGUCCAGCUGAAGUGAGGUUUGCCAAGCUCGUCAUUAAUUUAAUCAGGUUUAUUUAAUGGACAAAUAUGCAUUACUAUAAACAAACAGUAUUUAUAUCUCCUCCCGAUUGUCUCUCGGGGGAGUGUGAGAUGAAACCAUCUUUUGCUGUCGACAAUCUGAGCUUAUCCUGGGCAACUAUUGCGGUACCAUGUUCAAUUUGAGAAAAAGAAAAAGAAAAACCUCAUGCAAAGCCUAGUCAAACUCAUGGGUCAUAACUGCUGAGAAUUGUCGAAUUGAAGCUCCAGUUGUUAAGCUAGUCCUUCCAUGGGUGGCCGCUGAUCCUGGGAGGUGUAGAAGCGUUAAGUCGUUGCAUGUUAAGUCUUUUUGGCAUGAAUUUAGAACGCAGAGUUCUGUGUAUCCUAAUUUUCUUAGUGUUUGUGUUGCCUCUUUAACUUUGGCCUAGACAGUGAAAUGUUUUGUUUUCCUGUAGAACCUUGGUCUUACCUCUGUGAAAGCUAGGCUGUUCUGUAAAUGGCUUAUCUUGCAUGGACCUUGUGAAUGCAUCCCUACGUUCUGACAUCCCCAGUCCCUAUGAUCAUAUCAAUGUCUGUCAUUAUUUGAGCAAAGGAAAGUACAAAUAUUUUUGUACUUUUUUGCGUAAUGUAUAUUUAUGCAUUUUUGUGCAACUAAAUAAUGAACCUGUAUAAGUUGGAUGUUUAGUCGUCUCUUGUGUUUUUGGUGUUACUUUUUGAUCCUAUAAUCCUGUUGACGUAGUUUUAAAGAGGAAAAAAGUGCAAUUUGUUUAAAGGGGAAAAGUGGGUUAUCUGUCAACAAAUGGUAUUCUGAGCGUGGCUUGUGCCAUUCUGCUAAAAUGAGAUUGCUGUAAAACGAUCUUUUCAGAAUGUGAAACUGGACUACAAACGUAAAGGGUUGCUAUUUUUGUGGGGCCAUUUUGAAAUGGGACGCAGGAUUAGAGCGAUGGAGGAAUUUAGUUUGUGGUUUAGAACAUGUUUGUCUUUGUAUCUGCUGUGCAUAAGAUGUACAAAAUAUUCCCAUCUUAUGAAUAAAAGAAGUGAAUGCA